CGCACACACAUACACACAUAUACACACUCUCGCGCGCGCGCACGCACACACACACACACAGACACACACAGACACACACGCACGCACACACGCGCUCGCGGGCGCGCGCAACCCGGACCCCGGCGUGCACACGCACGGGAGCGCGCGAGCGAGCAAGACGCGCACACCCGGCGAGCCAAGUUCCGCAGCCUGGCAUGGCUUCUGGGGACCUUUACGAGGUUGAAAGGAUUGUGGACAAGAGGAAGAACAAGAAGGGGAAAUGGGAGUAUCUUAUCCGAUGGAAAGGCUACGGCAGCACAGAGGACACCUGGGAGCCGGAGCAUCACCUCCUGCACUGUGAGGAGUUUAUUGACGAGUUCAAUGGGCUGCAUGUGUCCAAGGACAAGAGGGUGAAGUCAGGGAAGCAGGCCGGAGCCUCCAAGCUGCUUCGAGACGCCCGCAGCCUGCCAGUGGAGAGACUCUCCCAUCGGCCUCUGGAACCCGGGAAGAGUAAAUCAGCUUCCCACAAGAGGAAGCGCGUCAACUCUCCCCUGUCCAGGCCCAAGAAGGGGUCUUCGGGAAAGGCCCCCGGGGCUGGAGACAGGGCAGCCAAGACCGUGUCCUAUAGGACUACUCCCAGUGGCUUGCAAAUCAUGCCCCUGAAGAAGGCCCAGAACGGCUUAGAGAAUGGAGAUGCUGGCUCUGAGAAGGAUGAGUCGCAGUUUGGAAAUGGUUCCCACCAGCCAGACUUGGAGUUGAAUGACCAGGCUGCAGAGCAGGACACCAGUGAUUGUGACGGGACCCACUCCACGCUGGUAGAGAACGGAGUUGGCUCUGCCCUGACCAAUGGAGGCCUGAACCUGCACAGCCCUGUGAAGAGGAAGCUGGAGACAGAGAAGGACUACGUCUUUGACAAGAGGCUCAGGUACAGCGUCCGCCAGAAUGAAAGCAAUUGUCGAUUUCGUGACAUCGUGGUGCGGAAGGAAGAGGGCUUCACCCACAUUCUUCUGUCCAGCCAGACUUCGGAUAACAAUGCCCUGACACCUGAGAUCAUGAAGGAAGUCCGGCGAGCGCUGUGCAAUGCGGCCACAGACGACAGCAAGCUGCUGCUGCUCAGCGCAGUGGGCAGUGUGUUCUGCAGCGGCCUGGACUAUUCCUACCUGAUCGGCCGGCUGUCCAGCGACCGGAGAAAGGAGAGCACGCGGAUCGCAGAGGCCAUCAGAGACUUUGUGAAGGCCUUUAUCCAGUUUAAGAAGCCCAUCGUGGUAGCCAUUAAUGGGCCAGCUUUGGGCCUGGGAGCCUCCAUUCUACCCCUCUGUGACAUCGUAUGGGCCAGUGAGAAGGCCUGGUUUCAGACACCAUACGCUACUAUCCGCCUCACACCUGCUGGCUGUUCCUCCUACACCUUCCCCCAGAUCCUGGGUGUGGCGCUGGCCAAUGAAAUGCUGUUCUGUGGGCGGAAACUCACUGCCCAAGAGGCAUGCAGCCGGGGACUCGUGUCCCAGGUCUUCUGGCCCACAACAUUCAGCCAGGAGGUCAUGCUGCGGGUGAAGGAGAUGGCGUCUUGCAGUGCUGUGGUUUUGGAGGAGUCCAAAUGUCUGGUGCGCAGCUUCCUGAAGUCCGUGCUGGAAGAUGUGAAUGAGAAGGAAUGCCUCAUGCUGAAGCAGCUCUGGAGCUCAUCUAAAGGCCUGGAUUCCCUGUUCAGCUACCUACAGGACAAGAUCUAUGAAGUCUGAAGGGCCCCGGCUCGCUUGCCUCACUGCUCGAGGGUACCUGACUUUCAGCUAGGCCCUGUAUUUCUACCAUCGGAGCCCAGGGUCCAUUCUAGCCAGGAGUUUGUCAGGGUGUGUCUUUACGCCUAGGGUUGUGUCCAUUCCUUGUGUCCUUGGUUGUUCCUCAUUGGUUUGAUUUUGUGUGACGGUGGGAAGUGCAGCACCCUUGGCCUCCCUGUGUCCCUAUCCCAGCCAGCCACAGAGCCUUCCAGGAAAGCAUCUUCCUAAGGCUCUGCCAAGUACUGCUGGCCCUUCCCCACUAGCUGAAAUGCUCCACCACCAUGGUCCAGAAGGGGAAGACCAACCUCCCCCAUCCUCCCAACUCAGGCUGUGUCUACACAGUGCCUCCAACUUGGAGAUGAGGCCAUCAUGGUUCUCUGGUUAAGUGACCUGGGACCAGGGAACAAUCAUCUUAGGGAAUCCACAGACCAAUGAGCACGUGACUACGUAGGCCUAUAGGCCCGGCUUUAGUCUCCAGUACAACUCGGUGUGACUCUUAGGGCUUGGUCUUAAAACCCAGCUGACUGAUUUACAAACCCAGAUGUUGUACAUUUAGAAAUGUUUUGU
This is a messenger RNA of Psammomys obesus (fat sand rat), 2318 nucleotides long. It is a transcript of the gene Cdyl2, whose product is annotated as chromodomain Y like 2. Gene Ontology annotation, cellular component: nucleus. Bases 195 to 1715 code for a protein of 506 amino acids. NCBI's taxonomy places the organism in Eukaryota, Metazoa, Chordata, Mammalia, Rodentia, Muridae. The transcript has 7 exons. The record is from RefSeq and is a predicted model, not a curated record. Gene Ontology annotation, molecular function: transcription corepressor activity.